Molecule: messenger RNA, 1428 nt
Organism: Anoplopoma fimbria (sablefish)
Lineage: Eukaryota; Metazoa; Chordata; Actinopteri; Perciformes; Anoplopomatidae
Gene: shisa8b
Product: shisa family member 8b
Biological process (GO): regulation of short-term neuronal synaptic plasticity; regulation of AMPA receptor activity
Cellular component (GO): dendritic spine membrane; postsynaptic membrane; postsynaptic density
Source: RefSeq, a predicted model, not a curated record
AUGGCGAACACCAAUCCUUCCUCCUGCCACCUUCUCCUCUUCUUCCUCCUCCCCUUCCUUUUAACUCAUCCUGCCAUAACCCAGGACCCAUCCGUCACCACGUCGACGGUAACCGAAGGUGACUCGUUAAUAGUCCCCACAGCGCUGGCCAACCAGACAACUCCAAGCUACGUGGAGACCACGCAGAACUCUCCUCUAGAGACAGGGCUGUCCACUCCCAUCAGCGGCGGGGACGCAGACGAUGAGGAUGUCCUUCCCAACGGCGGGACACGUUGCCAGGGUUACUACGACGUGAUGGGCCAAUGGGACCCGCCGUUCAACUGCAACGCUGGGGUCUUCCUGCACUGCUGCGGCACCUGCUUCUACCGUUUCUGCUGCCAGUUCCGGCAGCAGCGGCUGGACCAGAGCAUCUGCUCAAACUACGACACGCCCAUCUGGGCCAACACCGGCAAGCCUGUGGCCACCAUCACCGAGGGCCAGGAGGACCAGGACCGGGAUCGCACACACCUCAUCGUCUACAUCAUCUGCGGCGUGGUGGCCAUCAUGGUGCUGGUGGGCAUCUUCACCAAACUGGGCCUGGAGAAGAGCCGUGGAGGAAGUGGAGGAGGGUGGGGGGCGGGGCAAUCUGACCUCAACUCCAGGACACUGACAGACCUGCUGAAGCAGCAGGGAGCUGAGGUGAGCUCAGUGGAAAACGCCGCGGCCAGUUCGCCCAACGGAGAGAGAGCCAACGGCAUUUCAGCCAGGAUGCUGCGCAGUAGGAGUGAACAGUACCAUCUGAAUAACUCAGCAUACGGGCCGUUUGGACAAGGGCUUCCACACCCACACAGCAACCACAGCACGGUGGGACUCAACAAAUAUACCUCCCUCAAAGCAGUGGCGCACAGUGCGUCUCGUAGCUACUACAAGAGCUUCCCGCUCAUGGACUUCUCCCAGUACCAGGCUGUGGCUCCUCCGGCCUUCCAGCCCAUGCCUGUACAGCCCAAAGAGAAAUCAUACAUCCACCACCCCGCGUCAGCACACCACGACCUCCACGCCCCCCUCUCCAUCUCAAUCCCCUCCAGCCACCUGGAGCAAUCGCGCCUGCCCAAAACAACCACACACCCGCUGCUCUCCAGCUCGGCCUUCAAAGCAUGGGAGCCUGCUGGACGCCACGUCCACAGGCAGGCCUCCGUCCCGGGGCACUGCACCUCCACCAUGCACAGCUCCACACGGAGACAUGGCUACUCGACCCGGAGGCAGCAGAGCAUAGAGAACAUACCGGACCUCUUUAGCCAGCCCUACGGAGGGAUGUAUGGAGGAGCUGGAGGGGGGGCAGUGCAGGGGCAGCAGGUACAGGGGCAACACUCAUCCCAGCCCUCCUACCACCACCAACACAACAGGCAGAAGAGCUAUUCCACCCACAGUUCAACUGAGGUGACUGUCUGA